UGUAAACAAUGAUAAGAAAUUGUUGGGGAUCACACAAGAGUCUUACGGAUUUGGUAAAGUUCAUAAAUCUUCUUGUUUGCUUUUCUUGUUUACGCUACUGAAUUCCAAUCUUUAUUUGAUUGUCAUUCUGCACACACACAGAAAUCUCACUCUUUGCUGUCUCCUUUAUGUGGUUAAUGUGGAUUAUGUGUAAUUUCGUAAUAAAUAACAAUAAAUGAUAAGAGAACAUACCGAUCGUUACUAUUCAAAUGACUCAUAGAAAAUCCCAUAGUCAUGAUCUCUGCCACGCGAGGAAUUCCUGGCGCUGCUGUCACAAUGUCAGUGCGAGGAAAAACUUUCAGCAGUGCAGCUGAGUAAUUCGAGAAAUUUGCACAAACCCGAGAAUAUCCUCGGAAAAUUGUUCAAAAUUAGUGCACAAAGUGUAGUUUAGGGAAAAUGCAAACGUAAUUUGAUUGUGUUCAUUGGACUAUGCGCGGGAUAUUAGUCUUUUGAUGCGUGCAUAAAAGUGGUUGUUUUAUAUUUGUGUUCUCUGUCAGAGGAAUUUCUUUGACGCGGAAAAAAGUGCCCACUCGAGUGAUAAAAUUCACUCUCUCUAAUCAUAAGGAAAAACCUGAGCGGUAUACAGUGUGCGAGAAAGUGCGUGGAGGCCCAAAGAUGCCAUUCAAGCUGAAGCUGAAGAAGCGCUCUCGCCAGUACAACGUCACAUCAAAGAAUCUAUUUGUUAUUUCUGUGGAACACUUGUUAGACUCCUCGAGCUUGGUGGACUGCACGUUGGACUCGGAGAGCACGGGAAAGGAGUGCUUGGCGAAUGUGUGCCAACGAUUAUCGAUAAAUCAGCCCGAAUUCUUCGGGCUGAGGUACAUCAUGAAGGAAAAUACAACGGAAUCGCGGUGGAUAGACAUGGAGCGACCGCUGAAUCGUCAACUGGAGAAGUAUGCGGCGUCACAGAGACUUUCUCUGCGAGUCAUGUACUACGUGGAGUGCGGAGUGUCGAUGAUCCGGGACGAGGUGACGCGAUACUACUACUUUCUGCAAGUGAAGAGUGACGUGGUGGAGGGACGGAUCCUGUGUGAUCCUCAACAAGCGGUUAUUCUGGCCAUCUACGCGCGUCAGGCUGAAUCGGACAUCCACCAGAAGGAUAAGCACACCAUUGACUAUCUGAAGACCAUGUUGCCAUUCCCGAAGCGCCUGAUUGAGGAGGGAUUAUCUGAGAAGCUCACCGAAGAGGUGCUGCAGCAGAACUCAGAACUCAACAAUCUCACACAGUCGGGCGCUGAGGAGCUCUACAUCCUCACGUGCCAGCAGCUGGAGGGAUAUGGACAGGAGAGGUUUCCCGCCAAGGACGAUGCCGGGAGUGAGGUGUUCCUCGUGUUAUCUGUCUGGGGAAUAACGGUGUGUGCUGCCAAUCAAACAAAGGUUUAUCGGUGGCGAGACAUCACGAAUGUGGUGAAUCUCAAGAGAAAUUUCAACAUUGAGUGCACAGUGCCGGAGAACAGUGUAGGCUUCACGAUGCCAGACGGUGAAAUGGGACGAUAUUUUUGGCGCCUUUGCGUCCUUCAGCAUCUCUUCUAUGCGUCUAAUGAGAAGAAUAUGGUGUCGAGUGGGCAAAGUGUCCCAACCGCGAGCAGUGUGAGUCUCUUUCAGUCGUCCAGGGCGGAGAGUGUGAUGGACAGUAGGGAGAAUUUGCUAAUUGAGCAGGCGACCAAUAACUGGCGUGCCUCGGAUCAGCAACUGAGUGGCGGCAGCAAGUGGCAGUCGUCGGAUUUUGUUGUGAACAAUGUGCCACUGACAACGUCUCAGCAGACAAUUGACUCCAGCUGGGCCACAUCCACGCAGAUGCCAUCGACACAGAACAGCAACUGGGGCUUGGCACCAUUCGCCGGCUCUAAUGCCUCACUCAGCAAUCGCGCGCACAGCUCAUCGUGCCUCGAUCUCACUAACAACAACACCAACGGACUCAGCGGGGCUCCGCCGGAGCGGCAGGAUGACAAACUGGCGGCCUAUAGGCAACUCCUGCCCACAUAUCGCCAAGCGCCGGACUACGAGACAGCUAUUCAACAGAAGUAUCGUCCCAGUUCCAGUGAGGUGCGUCUCAACAGCAGUGUUAUUCAAGUGCCUUCGGGACUUCUAGCUGACGGGCAUGUGAGUGGUGCUGGACCACUGUACAGUGGCAGUCAGCCUGAUGUUCAUCGAGCCGCCCUUACAGCGGACAUGAUCUUUGGUGCUCAACUGCAGCAACACUAUCCUGAUGUAACACAAACCACAAAUCCGAUGUAUGGCGGAGGAGCACACAUGGUGGACUCGAGUGGCGUCUAUGGGAUGGACAGCAUGACUCAGCGAUUCCGCAUGAUGAAGUUGAACAAGCCACCACCGCCAUAUCCGGCCAAUAGACUGAGCUCCACCUCCACACCCGAUCUCGCUGUGGCAUCGCAUCGCGCCCUAAUGGGCUAUCGAGGGGCUUAUGUAUCAGGAUCAAGUCCUGAUCUUGUGUCAUCGAGGACAUUCCUAAGCAAUCCUUAUAACCAGGCCACGUACCUAAAGUCCAAUGCGGCUGUAAUCAAUCCUGGAUACUAUCACAUGACUGGUGGGGGAACAGUUCGAUUGAGACACUCACAAAGUUACUUACCACACGGCACUUAUGAGAAUCUGAAUUAUCUGGAGGCCAAUGGGGCGGCCAAACCUCCGCCUCCGCCUACAAUUCAGUCCAACAAUAUCUUCUACUGUCUGCAGCAACACGAAAUGGAGCAGUUGCUGAAGCAGCAGAACGGCACGAAGCAGAUCCUGCACAAUCCACCGACACUGGCGCAUCAGAUGAACGGCGGUGGAUCCGUGGAGCCAAUCUAUGAGAAUGUGCCGCUGCCGUGGCACAAAGAAGUGACUCCACAGCGCGAGAGAGCGUCCAGUGUGACAUCUGGUGUGAAGCCAGUGGACAAUCCGCCCCCAAUUGACGCAAUACUCAAUAAUGUGGUUGAAUCUCACAAGAUGCUCAGCAAAACAACGUCAAACCCCAUCUCGAGUGCCUCGGUUUACACCAGCAAUCCUCAUCAGGAUCACGUGCAGGAGAGCAACAAGAGGGAGAGUGUUGAAUCAUCUCCCAAGGCGUCACUCAAUCGAUCACACUCUACAAAUCUUCUGGAUUCGUCACAAAGUUCAAACUACACGGUGGCCACGACGGAUUCGGGCAUCAGUGCUGGGAGUAAGGAGAAGCGCAAGAAGCGAUGGGGCAUUCUCAGUCGCAGCAAGAACUCCCUGGACAAACAGAAGAGCGCCACACUGGGCAGAGAGAAGAGCAAGAGCAAGAACACUCUGUCGAAAGAUGAGGAGGACAACAUAAAGCAUCGUUGGUCUACGGGAUUGCCACGUCUUCAGCCGCUGUCGGCGAACAUCAGCAAAGAGAAGUUGUGCCAAAUUCUUGAGGAUAAACUGAAUGACGAGGAGUUGUUCAUUGAGUUUGAGCGUAUCCCAAAGCGGAAGGACAAUGCCAAGUAUGAUUGUGCGCUGCAUGAUGAGAACAAGAUGAAGAAUUUGGAUCCCAAUUUUUUGCCUCAUGACGACAAUAGGGUUCGUCUGGUGCCAUCAAUGAACAAUCGAAUGGGUUACGUGAACGCGUCUCACGUUACGGCCACCGUGGGCUCGAAACAGCGCUUCUACAUUGUGGCGCAGAGCCCCUUCGACAACACCACGGCGAACAUCUUUUGGAAGUGCGUGUGGGAGGCCGAUGUCUAUCUGCUGGUUCAGCUUUCAGCAGAAAUUCAAUACGUGCCGUCGUGUUCGGAAAAAUGCCUCGAAUAUGGACAGUACCAAGUGUGGCGAGAAUUCUCACAAGAGACUGAUCGGUGUAUCACCAGCAAAUUGAGAAUAUAUCACACGCAGAACAAGAGAUAUCGCUCCGUGUGGCACAUUUACUACUCAGAUUGGAAUGAACUCAAUACGCCCAAGUCGGUGGGACACUUUUUAGAUUUCCUGGAAGAACUGAACUCAGUUCGGAUGGCAUCCGUAAAUGAGAUUCCUCCUGGUCACAAUACAAAUCCACCAGUGCUGAUUCACUGUUCAGAAGGCGGAGGACGUUCAGGUGUGACUUUAGCCGCAGAUUUGCUCCUCUUCACUCUUGAUCACAAUCAAGACCUCGAUAUUCCUCGCGUUGUUGGACAGAUGCGACAUCAGAGGGACAACAUUGUGCCUUCACUCACACAAUAUAAAUUCAUCUACGCCGUCCUCAUUCACUACCUGAAGCGGACACGACUCAUAUGAUCUUCCAAAGGAGCCUCCGUGGCAUCUACCGAAUUUAGCACGUGGCUUGGAGAUUUAUUGGUAUUUGUGAUAUCCGUGGAUAGACUCCGGGCAGCUGUUUUCCGUGUGCCUUAAAAA
This is a messenger RNA of Phlebotomus argentipes, 4368 nucleotides long. RefSeq names its product tyrosine-protein phosphatase non-receptor type 14 (gene Pez). The record is from RefSeq and is a predicted model, not a curated record. Gene Ontology annotation, molecular function: protein tyrosine phosphatase activity. Gene Ontology annotation, biological process: protein dephosphorylation. The transcript is spliced from 8 exons. The coding region runs from base 655 to 4251 and encodes 1198 amino acids. Lineage: Eukaryota; Metazoa; Arthropoda; Insecta; Diptera; Psychodidae. Gene Ontology annotation, cellular component: cytoskeleton.